CAAUCUCCGGUUGGUGCUUGUUGGUGCUUGUUGGUGAAAUCAUUUUAUUUAAACUGAUCACCUGAGCAGAAAUGAAGCCUUUUAUCCCCACGCUCCAAGGCUUGGUGCUUAUGUCAUGUGCCCCCUGCCUGAUCGUCUCUGUCUCUGCGAUCCCCGCUCCCACGGCUUUAGUACAACUCAAUGAUAUUCACGACCCCCCCAAGGCCGCUAUUACUCCAUCCCCCAUUGACAAGACCCCUUCCCCCGUUGUCCAACGAGACAUUCUCAGUGAUGUCGAAUCCGACAUCGGCAAUGUUCUCUCAAGCCUCGGCUCCGAUCUUCCCACCUGGGUCGCCUCGGGAGUGCCCAACUUCUUCCAGGGCUUCCCGACCGGAGACGCAGUGGCCAGCUCCCUCGGACUAGAAAGCUCGGAUUUGGCAGCACUUCCGACCAACGUGCUGAACAUUGACCCGUAUGCCAAUUGGACCAGCUCCGGGUGGAACGUUCGCUUCCACGGCAACGUGUACAAACAGCCCAAUACCUCCGUCUCCGAUCUGAACAAGCUCGCCAAUGUCUUCCUCGUCGAUACCAAAAUCACCGAUCUCCCCGAAUCCGAGCAGGACCAGGCACGCAACCUCACGGCCGAAAUCUUCGUCGUGCAGCAGCCUCACGUGGCGGUCAAUACCAUUCACCUCGAGCCGGCCGCGUCACAGGGAUCAAGUGGACAGGCUGGGGGCGGUGGAUCAUCCAACACCACGGGGGGCGUGCAGAAUGUGACUCUCCCCUACAAUACUACGGCCGAGGGUGAUUUCGAUACGUUUGUUCCAAUCAAGAGCAACGGCCUGAGGGCGGGCAAUCAAACAUCGGCGAUCCAGAGACUCAACACGUACGUCGAGGGCGCCUCCAUUGGAAAUGCCACAGCGUACCUGGUACCCCCGACCGGACUGACCGUCGUGUCCGACAUUGACGAUAUCCUCCGUGUUACCAAGAUUUAUGAGCCCAAAGAAGGUCUGCUCAACUCUUUCGCCAAGGCGUUCACGCCGUGGGAGAAUAUGCCAGACAUCUAUCGGAAUUGGUCGAUCAGCCUUCCGAACAUGCAUUUCCACUAUUUGACUACUACCCCCGAGCAAAUCACCAGAAACUACAUGCAAUUUAUCUACACCAAUUAUCCGGGCGGCUCUUUUGAUACCCGACCUCUCAAUUUCAGUGAUGUCUCCGCCACGCUUUCGAUCCGCAAGUUCCUGCUGCAAAAGAUUUUCGAAACGUUCCCCGAGCGCAAAUUUAUCCUGAUCGCAGACACCAGUAACAGCGAUGUGAUGCGUGACUACCCCGAAAUGGUGACGGAAUUCCCGGGACAGGUGCAGUGCAUCUUCCUUCGCAACACCUCUGCCACCGAUUCUGGGGACAAGUUCCCUUACGAUACCUCUGGUUUCAAGAAUCUCUCCCAGUCUCAGUACAUGUUCUUCCUCAACCCGGAUGACCUGACCAAUCUGGACAUCGCGAACGGAGAGUGCUAUAAUAAGACGAUUCCUCAGAACCUGACGUUUAGUUACCAGGGGCUACCAUUGGGUCUAGGAAAGCAUUCUGGGGCCGGUGGCGGGUUGUCAUCGAAAGAAGCAGUUGGCGCGAGCAGCCUUCUAGCGUUGGUGGCCUCGAUCCUCGCUUCGGCUUUCAUUUUCCUGUAGUGAUCAUCCAUAGUGACGACUGAUGUUUUUCAAGACCCCUUGCCUCAUGAUCCCUUUCAUGGCUAACCAAUGGAAUAAUCGACGAAUGAGCUUUGCUCCGUCGGACAU
Molecule: messenger RNA, 1772 nt
Organism: Penicillium brasilianum
Lineage: Eukaryota; Fungi; Ascomycota; Eurotiomycetes; Eurotiales; Aspergillaceae
Source: the annotation of a GenBank genome assembly